This is a messenger RNA of Penicillium canescens, 243 nucleotides long. RefSeq names its product coiled-coil-helix-coiled-coil-helix domain-containing protein. The coding region runs from base 1 to 243 and encodes 80 amino acids. Lineage: Eukaryota; Fungi; Ascomycota; Eurotiomycetes; Eurotiales; Aspergillaceae. The record is from RefSeq and is a predicted model, not a curated record. The transcript is spliced from 4 exons.
AUGGCCGACUCAACACAAGGUGACACGCACGACAAGGCGUGGGAGAAAGCUGAGAAGAAGUUUGCACACAAACAUGCCAGCCAAUAUUACGAUCCAUGCCAGGACUUCGCGGAUCGGAGCCUUAAGUGCAUGAAGCGGAAUGGCUUUGAUCGCGAGAUGUGCCAUGAUUACUUCCAAGCAUAUCGCGACUGCAAAAAGAACUGGUUAACCCAGAAGAAGGUUUCCGGUCUUUCGUCCAGAUAA